AUGGACAGCGACAGCGACGGCUUCUUCUCCAUCGUGGGGUACUCGCCGGAGGGCCUGGCUCACCACGACCGCCUCAUCAAGCUGUUCGAGGAUUGGGUGGCCAGGUAUCGCAAGGCGUACGCGAGCUUCGAGGAGAAGCUGCGCCGCUUCGAGGUGUUCAAGGACAACCUGCACCACAUCGACGAGGCCAACAAGAAGGUCACCAGCUACUGGCUCGGCCUCAACGCCUUCGCCGACCUCACGCACGACGAGUUCAAUGCAAGGCCACCUACCUGGGCCUCCGUCUGA
Molecule: messenger RNA, 288 nt
Organism: Miscanthus lutarioriparius
Lineage: Eukaryota; Viridiplantae; Streptophyta; Magnoliopsida; Poales; Poaceae
Source: the annotation of a GenBank genome assembly